CGAGUCCCCAGGCAGGCGCUGAUUGGUGGAGGUGAGGGCAGCUCUCCUUCCGAUGAUUCGGCUCUUCUCGGCUCAGUCUCAGCGAAGCGUUUGCAGCCGUCGUUUGAUUAGUCGCUGCCGCUGCCCCCCUCGCGGAUCCGGAGCUAGCGUCUCCCGCCCGCCUGCCGCCCCGGUGCCGCUGGGAGGAAGCGAGAGGGAGGCUGUCUGAGGGUCUGUCACUGCUGUUGAUCCACCGCCUGAGUGAGUCAAGCCCGGGCCUAGCCGGUCGCCUGCCAUUCUCGUAGCCGUUACCCUCAGGCCGCCACAGCCGCCGACCGGGACAGGCGCGCGCCAUGGCCUCUGGAGCCGAUUCAAAAGGCGAUGAUUUAUCAACAGCCAUUCUCAAACAAAAGAACCGACCCAAUCGGUUAAUUGUUGAUGAAGCCAUCAAUGAAGAUAACAGUGUGGUGUCCUUGUCCCAGCCCAAGAUGGAUGAACUGCAGUUGUUCCGAGGUGACACAGUGUUGCUAAAAGGAAAGAAGAGACGGGAAGCUGUGUGCAUUGUACUUUCUGAUGACACAUGCUCUGAUGAGAAGAUUCGAAUGAAUAGAGUUGUUCGGAAUAACCUCCGUGUUCGCCUAGGGGAUGUCAUCAGCAUCCAGCCAUGCCCUGAUGUAAAGUAUGGCAAACGUAUCCAUGUGCUACCCAUCGAUGACACGGUGGAAGGCAUCACUGGCAAUCUCUUUGAAGUGUACCUUAAGCCGUACUUCCUGGAAGCUUAUCGACCCAUCCGGAAAGGAGAUAUUUUCCUUGUCCGGGGUGGUAUGCGAGCUGUGGAGUUCAAAGUAGUAGAGACAGAUCCCAGCCCUUACUGUAUUGUUGCUCCAGACACAGUGAUCCACUGUGAAGGGGAGCCAAUCAAGCGAGAGGAUGAGGAAGAGUCCUUGAAUGAAGUAGGCUAUGAUGAUAUCGGUGGCUGCAGGAAGCAGCUAGCUCAGAUAAAGGAGAUGGUGGAACUGCCAUUGAGACAUCCUGCGCUCUUUAAGGCAAUCGGUGUGAAGCCUCCUAGGGGAAUCUUGCUAUAUGGACCUCCUGGGACAGGGAAGACGCUGAUUGCCCGAGCUGUGGCAAAUGAAACUGGAGCCUUCUUCUUCCUGAUCAAUGGUCCUGAGAUCAUGAGCAAAUUGGCUGGCGAGUCUGAGAGCAACCUCCGUAAAGCCUUUGAGGAAGCAGAAAAGAAUGCUCCUGCUAUCAUCUUCAUUGAUGAGCUUGAUGCCAUUGCGCCCAAAAGAGAGAAAACUCACGGGGAAGUGGAGCGCCGUAUCGUGUCUCAGUUGUUGACCCUUAUGGAUGGCCUAAAGCAAAGAGCACACGUGAUCGUUAUGGCAGCAACCAAUAGACCCAAUAGCAUUGACCCAGCCCUACGGCGGUUUGGUCGCUUUGACAGAGAGGUAGAUAUUGGAAUCCCUGAUGCUACAGGACGCUUGGAAAUUCUUCAGAUUCAUACCAAGAACAUGAAACUGGCAGAUGAUGUGGACUUGGAACAGGUAGCCAAUGAGACUCAUGGCCAUGUGGGUGCUGAUUUGGCAGCCCUAUGUUCAGAGGCUGCUCUACAGGCCAUCCGAAAAAAAAUGGACCUCAUUGACCUUGAGGAUGAGACCAUUGAUGCUGAGGUCAUGAAUUCCUUGGCAGUUACUAUGGAUGACUUCCGGUGGGCCUUGAGUCAGAGCAACCCAUCAGCCCUUCGGGAAACUGUGGUGGAGGUGCCACAAGUAACCUGGGAAGACAUUGGAGGCCUGGAGGAUGUCAAACGGGAGCUUCAGGAGUUGGUUCAGUAUCCUGUGGAACAUCCAGACAAAUUCCUCAAAUUUGGCAUGACUCCUUCCAAAGGUGUUCUUUUCUAUGGACCUCCUGGCUGUGGGAAGACCUUGCUGGCCAAAGCCAUUGCUAAUGAGUGCCAGGCUAACUUCAUCUCCAUCAAGGGUCCUGAGCUGCUGACCAUGUGGUUUGGGGAAUCUGAGGCCAAUGUCAGGGAAAUUUUUGACAAGGCACGGCAAGCUGCCCCCUGUGUACUCUUCUUUGAUGAGUUAGAUUCAAUUGCCAAGGCUCGUGGUGGUAAUAUUGGAGAUGGUGGUGGAGCUGCUGACCGAGUCAUCAAUCAGAUCCUGACAGAAAUGGAUGGCAUGUCCACAAAAAAGAAUGUGUUUAUCAUUGGAGCUACUAACCGGCCUGACAUCAUUGAUCCUGCUAUCCUAAGACCUGGCCGUCUUGAUCAACUCAUCUAUAUCCCACUUCCUGAUGAGAAGUCCCGUGUUGCCAUCCUAAAAGCUAAUCUGCGCAAGUCCCCAGUUGCCAAGGAUGUGGAUUUGGAGUUCCUGGCUAAGAUGACUAACGGUUUUUCUGGAGCUGAUCUGACAGAGAUUUGCCAACGUGCUUGUAAACUGGCCAUUCGUGAAUCUAUUGAGAGUGAGAUUAGGCGAGAACGAGAGAGGCAGACAAAUCCAUCAGCUAUGGAAGUAGAAGAGGAUGAUCCAGUGCCUGAGAUCCGCAGAGAUCACUUUGAAGAAGCUAUGCGCUUUGCCCGUCGUUCUGUCAGUGAUAAUGACAUUCGGAAAUAUGAAAUGUUUGCCCAGACACUUCAGCAAAGUCGAGGUUUCGGCAGCUUCAGAUUCCCUUCAGGGAACCAGGGUGGAGCUGGCCCCAGCCAGGGCAGUGGAGGUGGCACAGGUGGCAGUGUGUACACAGAAGACAAUGACGAUGACCUGUAUGGCUAAGUGGUGUGCCAGCAUGCAGUGAGCUGGCCUAGCUGGACCUUGUUCCCUGGGGGUGGGGGCACUUGCCCGAGAGGGACCAUGGGUGUACCCGUGGCCUGUUCCAUUCCUCAGUCUGAACAGUUCAGCUCCAGUUAGACUCUGGACAGGGGUUUUCUGUUGAAAAAAUUACAAAAGCGAUAAAAUAAAAGUGAUUUUCAUUUGGGA
Myodes glareolus (Bank vole) is the source of this 2957-nucleotide messenger RNA. RefSeq names its product valosin containing protein (gene Vcp). Gene Ontology annotation, cellular component: nucleus; VCP-NPL4-UFD1 AAA ATPase complex; cytosol. The record is from RefSeq and is a predicted model, not a curated record. Lineage: Eukaryota; Metazoa; Chordata; Mammalia; Rodentia; Cricetidae. Gene Ontology annotation, biological process: retrograde protein transport, ER to cytosol; mitotic spindle disassembly; autophagosome maturation. Gene Ontology annotation, molecular function: ATP binding; ATP hydrolysis activity; polyubiquitin modification-dependent protein binding.